CAUUCAUUUGAUUUAUUUCUUUUCAGGAAUGCUUGUGCGUAAAGCCAGUAGUAGCAAAAAAUUAAAGUAUAUACUAUGAAUUGGUAUAGGUUAUUGUCAUGCAAGCUUUUAACAUCAUUUAGUUUGUUCCUCAUUCAUUUUCUGGCUGUAGGUUUGACAGAUGAACAGGCAUGCAACGUGAGCUGGCAAGAGCAGUGUGGAAGCAACGAGGUAUGUGUUGCGAAGGCUGCAGGUGGAGAUGCAGGAAGCUGUAAUUGUCUACCCAACUUUUGGCGUGAUGAUCACCAGCACUGCCAGCCUGUGCCUCCUGCCUCAUACAACCACUCUGGUGUGGCAUACGCUGCUGCAGUGCUCAUCACAUUACUGGUGAUAGUGGGUGCAGUAGUCACCUUGGUGCUGCUGAACCAGCGCUACAACAUCCUCGUGCCGUUCAGUGCACUCUGCCCCACAUGUGGGGCGCUGUCCACCUUAGUCACGUCAAGUGUCAGCCGCUGCUCAGCACGUCUCUCAUCCCUCAAUCUGUUUGGGGUGCGAUCUGGCAGGAGUCGAAUGAUGGAUGACCUGAGUGGGCCUGAGGAUGACGAUUCUAUAGCUUAGUGCUCGUGCUGUUUUUGUAACAGUAGUUGGGAGCAUUUUUCUCAUCAUUCCCACAAGGAAAAUUUCCCUGUUUGCAAGCUUUAUGUCUGAAAGUUGCAUGCAUGCGCUUGUUAUUUUUAUGCUUAAUGAUCCAAAUCCAGUAUAAAUUUGUUUCCGCGUAGAUAUGUGAUGAAAAAGGAUACUUUAGAAAUUCAAUCCUUUCGUCACAUUGCAAGAUAAAAAUGAUCCACUUUGAAUUUUUUCAGCAUUUUAUAGGAGAUGAGCCAAUCAUCACUAAAUAGCUAAACCAUUCACUAUAAUUGGUAUGACUGCCCCAUACAAUAGUCAAUAGGUUCAUGUAAGCAUUACUGGAAGGAAUACCAUCAGUUGACUUUAUUUACUCACUCGCACCCGACAUUUCUGCCAGCCAAUGUGCCUCGUUAAUGGUGUAAUGCGGGCUUUGUAACGGGCUUCAAAAAGUGUACAUUUGUCAAUCAAAGCACAAGUUGGACGUUGAAUUCUGCUAUUAUUUUUCAAAGAAUGAUGCAAAAAUUGUACCGUUCAAUUGCUUUUUUUUCGUCGAGUCGCCUUCACAAAGUUCCCUUGUCCACCAAGCUUUAUUUAUGGUGCGAUUUACGCGAUCGCCUUUAAUUUCUGUUACCCCUAAUUUAUGAUUUUAGGAAAUUUUGGGCAAGUUUAUUUUAAGCUGCCGGCAUCAUGCUAAUGCUAAAUGAUGGUAGUUCCAUAAUCGUGCGUUUCCUUUUUAUGCAUAACUUCUAGUAAGCGCAAAAUUUUAUUAAGGGCCAAUUAAUAGCCCUGCUUCCUAGAAAGUUUUAAAUACCAAGCCUCAUUUGAUAAUGAUCUGACUAUAUGUUUUGAUCUGCUCGCGAUUCGUGUUUUUUCUGUACAUAUAAGGUCACAUAAGUGCUCGCUAAGCUUCGUUCUAUAGACUAGUGUAAGCUUAAGAUCCAACCUAGUCAUGCUCUGAGGGAUGUUUUGUCCUCACCGAAUCGUUGGACGCCAUUUAAUGAUAAACUGAUACUCAAUAAUUUGACGAGCAUAUUUAUAAUAAUAUUUAUAAUAGAGGACUCCUAGCUUCCGUGUUCGCUUUAAAAAAUGGAAAUUUCACCCGAUAUUUGCCAAUCUGUAAUUUUCAGCAUUGAAUGCAGCAUAUAAAACCUUUCAUUGUCGACAAAGAAGCUGUAUUUAACUCUAGUUGCAUUUUGGCGGUAAUUUGUUUUCUGAAAUUAUGCUUGGAAAAUCUAUGCUUGUUUCUUGGCCUCCGCUGUCCACAAGUUCUAAUUAUAAAAAAAAUUUCAGUCGUUUAAAGUUUCCAUACGAUUAUCAUCAUGCUAAAUGCAGCUUUUACAUUACGAUGUCGCCAACUGCCUCGUAAAUUUGUAUUAAUAAUGUAUGUAAGCCGUAGUAAUCGUAAUGAGACGAUUGAGGUCAGUCUUAGUGAAGUUAGGCGAAAUAAUUUAGAUCAGACUUAUGGAGUGCUCCCCUGACGAGUUCAUUGUAGUUUAACCUGCUUAUGUACCACGAAAUUUGUCUGAUUCUAUCAUCGGUUCAAUAUACGGAUUUGUUAUGACGAGUACAGCUGAGACGCUGGAGACCGCUGAGAAAAUACUCGACAUGAUGGCUAUUGGUAAUGACCUGCUCGAUCUAAGCUUGCGAACCCCCGCGAGGUUAACUAUAUACUUUUUUCUGUAAGAGCUUCGGGCUGGGAAUCUCAAUCAGUUUUAAAGUUUUUUGUGCACAUGUAUGAACAUUUCGGGCUGGAAAUUUAAAUAAUUUUUAAUGGUGUUUCUGUGCACAUUAAUGAAUAAUCUAAAUUUGAAAGAGGAUUUGACUUUUUUGUCAACUCGGAAGUAUUGACUUCCGAAAGCCAAGUUACUUUGGCUCAUGUUCUUAUCUGCUCUAGCACACGUGUUCCUAAACGUUGCCCCAUUUCCAAUUAUUAUGUUUUGCUCCUCCAUGUGAUUAUUACAUUCGCAUGAUUA
Molecule: messenger RNA, 2579 nt
Organism: Hyalella azteca
Lineage: Eukaryota; Metazoa; Arthropoda; Malacostraca; Amphipoda; Hyalellidae
Exons: 3
Coding region: 76-597 (173 amino acids)
Source: RefSeq, a predicted model, not a curated record